UCCUCUCCAUUGCUCUCCAUUCUCACGCCCCGGCUCCCCCUCUCUUCUACUCCCACUCUCAACACUCACCUCUGCACGAACGGUAUGAGCUCCGGGGACCGCUCCGCGAGCUCCUCGCUCUCCCCGCAGCCUGACAAUGUUAUCGUUGUCCGCGACACGCAUCAUGUCCUCGAGCCUCAGGCGCCGUUCGACUAUGCGUCUCUCCGCGGCGAGACGAGCAUUUGCAUUGACCCAGGGUCAUAUACCUGGCGUGCUGGCUUCAGCGGGAUGGACGCGCCGUACAUCCACCGACCAAACAUCGUUGCGCGGUAUCGUGACCGCAAGAAUGGGCGGAACAUGAUGCUUUUCGGGCACGAUGUGGAGAUUGACGCGAACAGUCGCUCGAACGGGAAGAGCAUGUUUGACGGCGACCUGCUUGUGCACUCGGACCUUCUUGAAGCGGCGCUCGACUUCAGUUUCCUCACGCUCGGGAUCGACACGCCCCAGAUCGAGCAGCCUAUCGUCAUGACCGAGCGCCUUGCCAAUCCGCUGUUUACACGAGCCAUGACUUCUGAGCUCCUGUUUGAGCUGUACAAUGCUCCGGCCGUAACAUACGGUAUUGACUCGCUAUUUGCCUUCUCCCGGCAUGGGCAUAGGGAUGGCCUCUCCAUCAAUCUGGGGCAUAGCGCCAGCACCGUCAUCCCUGUAGUUGAUGGGCGGGGGGACAUCUCUAGAGCCAAGCGGAUACCCUUCGGCGGGCAGCAGGCGUCGGAGCUGAUGCAAAAGCUUGCGCAGCUCAAGUAUCCUUCCUUCCCGCUCAAGGUCACGCCGUCGCAGUUCACUUUCAUGUUCCACGAGACAUGCUACUUCUCGUCAGAUUAUGAGUCAGAGCUUCGCUCGCUUUCGGAUCCAGCGGCAAUGUCGGCCAUGACCAAGGUCAUGCAGUUCCCAUACCCGAAGCCGGACAUUGUCGAGAAGACGGAAGAAGAGAUUGCGGCACAGCUCGAGAGGAGGAAAGCGCAGGGACAGCGGUUGCAGGAGAUGCAGGCUAAACUACGCGCCGAGAAGCUUGCGGCAAAGGUGGCCGAGCUUGACGAGUACAAGGCUCUCAUGGCGGAGAAGGGGACCAUGAAGAAGGCCGAUUUCCAGAAGCGCAUAUCGGACACAACCAACUUUGAGACGGAAGCGGAGCUCGAGGCGUGGAUAAAGCGUACAGAGGUGGAGAUCCGACGCAAGCAGCGGCGUGCCAUGGGCGAGGAGCCCGAGCCGGAAGAGGAGCCGACGUUCCCGCUGGUCGACCGGCCGGACGAGGAGCUGACAGAGGAAGAAAUCAAGGAUAAGCGACGGCAGAAGCUCAUGAAGGCUGGCUGGGAGGCGCGCGUCAAGGUCCGGGAGGAGAAGCAGCGAGAGAAGGAGCGGUUGGAAGAGAUUCAACGGCUGGAUGACGAGGAGCGGGUCAACAACAUUGCGAAAUGGGCCGCUAGGCUGCGGGAGGAGCAGGAGGAAGUGAUUGAGCGCAUGCGCGAGAGGAAGAAGCGAAAGGCGCAGCUCGGCGACAGGAAGAGUGCUGCGGCCCAGAACCGAAUGAAGUCGAUCGCAUCGCUAGCGGCGGAUACGAAUGGGGGGAAGAAGCGAAAGAAGGGCGAGGAGGAAAAGGACGAUGGGUUUGGGCGCGACGACUCGGACUGGGCCGUCUACCGCGAGAUUCAGGUGGAGGAGGAUUCUGAGGCCGAGGAGGACGACAUGGCUGCGCUUGAAACGCUCGAGGCCAAGCUGCUCAAGUACGACCCUGGGUUCACAGAAGACGACACGCUCGAGGGCAAGGUGCGCGCGAAGAAUGCGCUGUUGAAUGCCUUUGUGAGAGGUGGAAACGGCGGGCGGUACGAUCCCGAGGACGUCAAGCAGUCGUACCAGAUCCACUUGAAUGUCGAGCGCAUCCGGGUGCCCGAGACAUGGUUUCAGCCAAGCAUGUUUGGAAUUGACAGCGCGGGCAUUGGCGAGGUCGCGGGAUGGUUGCUCAACGGGUUUGAAGACGACGUGCGGGCGCGGCUCAUGCAGUGCAUCGUCGUGUCGGGCGGCUGCUCGCAGCUCCCCAACCUGAUUCCUCGGAUGCGCAACACGCUUACCCCGCUCCUGCCGUUCCGGCAGCCGCUCAAGAUAGUGGGCUCGCUGGGUGCUGACCCGGCUUUGGAGGCGUGGCGGGGUAUGGCAGCGUGGGCGGGGACGGAGGAGGCCAAGGCGGCGCGGAUCACGCGGGCCGAGUAUGACGAGUAUGGGGCGGAGUGGCUCAAGGAGCAUGCGUGGGGAAAUGUUGCGCCGUGAGAUGUUGCGGGGUGAGAUGUAUGUUGUGUUGGGGAGGUGGGCUGGUUUGUGCGCAUGGGCGUGCUGGCUAUGUUGUACUGUAGUUGCGCGUUCUAAUGGCGACUGCCCCUAUCAUGCCUACCGUGCUGAAUCUGCCGAGUUGCACAGACUACAGUAGCGGUGACUGCCACAUAACAAGCUACCGCCGUGCCAUGCGUGCCAGCGAUGCAUGAAAGUCAAGUCAUCAAC
Cutaneotrichosporon oleaginosum is the source of this 2529-nucleotide messenger RNA. RefSeq lists its product as uncharacterized. NCBI's taxonomy places the organism in Eukaryota, Fungi, Basidiomycota, Tremellomycetes, Trichosporonales, Trichosporonaceae. Gene Ontology annotation, cellular component: cytoplasm; Ino80 complex. The record is from RefSeq and is a predicted model, not a curated record. Gene Ontology annotation, biological process: regulation of DNA-templated transcription.